AUUUCUUGAUAAGACAGUCUUCUUACCUGUUUGUUUAUCCAUCUUUAUCCACCUUUAUCCGCUGCCUGGAUUCCUCAUAACUCAAUAUAGGGGUAUAUAUAUAUAGUUAAAACAUAAUAUGGUUGGGGUUUAGCGGUAAUUGGUUAUGAAAAUCAGGCCAUAAUGUUAUUAACUAAGACAUCACAUCCUUCCCUAGUCUUGUGGAGAAAUUAUGUAAGAUAUAGUUCAAAAGUUGUUCUGUCUGUUGAUGAAGCUCUUGAAGGUAUAACUGGUAAUAUUACCUUAUUAUCGGGUGGGUUCGGGCUUAGUGGUGUUCCAGACACCAUCAUCAAUGCCAUGAAAGAAAAACCUCAUAUAAACAAUAUUACUGCUGUAUCCAAUAAUGCUGGUUUAGAAGGUAGAGGAUUGUCCCAAUUAUUAGUAACAGGUCAAAUUACGAAAAUGAUCUCAUCCUAUAUUGGUGGCAAUAGGACUUUUGAAAAAAUGUACUUGACUGGUCAAAUAGAUUUGGAAUUGACUCCCCAAGGUAAUCUUGCUGAAAGAGUUAGAGCUGGUGCAGCUGGUAUCCCCGCAUUUUAUACUCCAACUGGUGUUGGCACUUGGUUGGAAGAGGGUAAGUUACCUGUUAGAUAUAAUGAAACUGGUGAUGAAGUAUUGAAGACUAGUGUACCUCGUGAAGUUAGGGAAUUCAAUGGUAAAAAGUACUUAUUAGAACCAGCAAUUUUCGGUGAUGUAGCCAUAGUCAAGGCUUACAAGGCUGAUACUCUAGGUAAUUGUUGGUUCAGAGGUGCUUCUAGAAACUUCAACUCAGCUUUUGGUCGUAAUGCCAAAUUAACUAUUGUUGAAGCUGAACAUAUUGUUCAACCAGGUGAAAUCAGACCAGAGGAUGUACAUUUGCCAUCGCUUUAUGUUCAUAAAAUUGUUCAAUCUGUAACAACUAAAGAUAUAGAAAUUUUCAAGUAUUCUGAAGAUGGAAAUGCAACUGAAGCAUCUGAACCCACUGAAGCAGAAAUUAAACGAGAAAGAAUCGUUAGAAGAGCGGCUCAAGAAUUCAAGGAUGGUGAUAUUGCCAACUUGGGUAUUGGUAUACCAACCUUGAUUCCAAACUUUAUUGCUCCUGAAAUUGAUGUGACAUUACAGUCCGAAAAUGGUAUUUUAGGAUUGGGACCAUAUCCGAAACGUGGUGAAGAAGAUGCUGAUUUAAUUAAUGCUGGUAAAGAAACGGUCACUCUUAAGCCCGGUUCGUCAUUAUUUGGAUCAGAAGAAUCAUUUGCUAUGAUCCGUGGUGGUAAGAUAGAUUUAACUGUUUUAGGUGGUUUACAAGUUUCUAGUAAUGGUGACCUUGCUAACUGGGGUCUACCUGGUAGAGUUAAAGGUAUGGGUGGUGCGAUGGAUCUUGUCAGUAAUCCAGAGUCUACAAGAGUUGUUGUCAUUAUGGAACAUGUUGAUAAGAAAGGAAGAUCUAAGAUCUUGGAGGAAUGUAAAUUCCCUCUUACUGGUCAAAGUUGUGUAUCAAGAAUCAUUACUGACUUAGCAGUGUUUGACGUUAUUGAUGGAAAGCUAGUAUUAAUAGAAUACGACCCAUCUACUACUGUUGAAGAAAUCACUAGGAAAACGGAGGCAAAAUUUGAAGUCUCUCUGGAUUUGAAGCCUAUUACAAUCUAAGUAAUGUAUAGCUUUAAGUAUUUAGUAUUAUACCAAGAUAAAAUUUAACGUCAUAGUAAUGCAUAUAGAAUUCAUAC
Molecule: messenger RNA, 1742 nt
Organism: Scheffersomyces amazonensis
Lineage: Eukaryota; Fungi; Ascomycota; Pichiomycetes; Serinales; Debaryomycetaceae
Product: 3-oxoacid CoA-transferase
Exons: 1
Coding region: 163-1665 (500 amino acids)
Biological process (GO): ketone body catabolic process
Molecular function (GO): succinyl-CoA:3-oxo-acid CoA-transferase activity
Source: RefSeq, a predicted model, not a curated record